This is a messenger RNA of Cladocopium goreaui, 2211 nucleotides long. Lineage: Eukaryota; Dinophyceae; Suessiales; Symbiodiniaceae. The record is from the annotation of a GenBank genome assembly.
AUGGCUGCUGAAGGCGCUAAUGGCAAGAUUUGCUUAGCCCUUUUGACAGCUCGGGCAGAUCCAAGUGUUGCAGAUGAGCGGGGGCUGUCCCCAGCAGCACUGGCUUCAAACAAUGAGGCCAUAUCCAAUGGCUGCUGCGACUCUACACUCAACCUCGCCGGAGCCAAACGCUUCUUGGCAUCACAUUGCCCAGAUUUUGCAGCAUCACGCACCGGCACCUCAGCCUUCAGGACACAACUGCGUGCUCCACGUGGUGCUCUCAGCAUUGAUCAUCGGGCCAACUUUGGCACGACAUGGCAAGACGUUGCGAUCGGUGCGAGAAAAGCCAUGGCUGCCAUUGGCCGGAGUCGACUGCGGUGCAUGGGGCUCCGUGCACAGCAAGUGAAAACAGCCGAUUCUUCGAAUGGCUUGGCUUUCUGCCGGAGUUCCCAAAUCGAUCUGAUCGAAGGCCGCUUGGCUUUUACUCGUCGUACAUCUUCAUGUCCAGAUGAAGCGUGGCCUGAGCCACGCCAAAUCCCAGAAGAGGUGUCUCACUGGUGCGCUGACAGAGCGGGCACACAUAGGAAUGUUGGUGCACCUCGACGAUACCUUGAAGGGUCGCGCCUGUUCGAGCGCAACGCUCGCUUGCGAUAUGGCCAGAUGUGGCAGGAGAUGAACGCGAAGUUCAAAGCAGUGCUUCGACACCGGGGAGAAGAGAUCGGCUCUUGCUCGUCAACUGUGGAGUUGGCAUUGCAGAUGCACAGAAAUACACAAGCUUACAAAUGGAGUCUUUCCCAGACCACCGGGUUGAGUUCUGAGAAGCACACCUCCUUAAAGUUGCCCAUCAUGGCAAGCCAUGGCCGGAAGCGUCUCCACGUCGCGCGCAGCUCAUUGCUUGUUGAGACUCGAGCACGCGGGAAGGAUGUCUCGUCCAGUCAGAACGAGGCUCUCCCAGGAGGAGCCUUUGCCAGAAGUGCUGCGCCACAGCCAAAAAGCAUUGCAGACUUUGAAGCUGCUUUGACCCGUGCAGAAAGCGGCGGCGCUGAUGUGGUGCAGGUUUGGACUGACUUUGCUCUGUGGGCAAAGCGGCUGGUUGAUGGUACAGAGCAGCUUUCCAUCUUGCGACGAGCCUGCCGCAGCUUAGCAGGAGAGAAGAGGCACGCGCAGGACAUUCGCCAGCUUCGAUUGUGGGUGAUGCUGGCAGACAAAGAAUCAAGGCCCGCUCAAAUCUUUCAGCACUUGGAGGCUCGCGGCAUCGGAACGAACCACGCGCUACUUUUUGAGGCUUGGGCACAUUGCUUGGAGGCGAAGCAUGACUUCGAAGGUGCAGCAGAUGUGUAUCGACGUGGUUUGACAUCGUUGGCGCAGCCUCAGGCACGCUUGCGAGCGCGUCGUGCAGACUUUGACGAACGCAUGCGACAGCGUGUGUCGCGCACUCCUAGCACGGAAGCUUUCACUUUUAGCACUCCGCCGCGCGAGAGCAGAUCAUGGAGGCUCUCCCAUUUCCGCGCCAUCAAGACAUCCUUGAAGAAGCCGUCAAAGUAUUCCACGCUGAGAUUUCGGACGCCUCGCAAGCCCCACAGUCAUGAGGAAGCAAAGCAUCGACAUGUUCCAAUAGACCAGCGAUGUUACAAGGACAUCAAAAAGGAGGAGGUGAAGCGAACGGCCAUGAAUUCAGCGAAGGGUGCCCGAACAGCAGAGAUGGCGACUGCGCAGGUAGACACGAGGUCCAGGCUCACGUGUCGCAAGCAGGUGGCGGUGGAAGGGCCGUUUAGAUUGCCGUCCUUGUCGACCCUUUCCGAGAAGUGCGACAAGCAGGCCAAAAUGCAGAUCCUUGAACAGAAACUGGCUGAGCAUGAGAAGGCCCGUCCAGUGAGCGCCAAGGAUGCCCCGAAAGCAAGUGUGUCUGAGAAUGCUGGAGCUCUCAAGGCACUGCAGAGCAGCAAAUUGCAGGAGAACAUUGGUGCCAAGGCGUUUGACCGCUCCCAACCACCAACGUGCGAGAAGGCUGUGCCAACUGCCAAGCCAAAAACGGAGACGCGGCGUGGCUUGCUGGGUUGGCUAGUGCCCUUUAGUGGAUUCUUCGGCGGAGAUGAGGAUGAGGAUUACUUGGAAGACUGCGAAGAGGAAAGUGUUAUGGAGGAUGAUGAACCAGCUGCGUCCCCGGACGAUUUGCUUCCAAGUCCACCUGAGGCGAAGCGCAGAAGAUUGAUGGGUUGGCUUCCAUGGUGA